AUGCUGAAUGGGGAAUCCUGCCAAUGGUACAAGUUCGACUUCACAGUCUCCAAGACAGAGAUUUCCGCCUUGGAUGGCCCCACUGUAGACGAGGCAGGCCCUGAUGGCACCAUUAUCUUCAACUGUGCUGAGCAGUUCAUAAUGUCCUGCAAGGCCGCAGGGUUCCACGAUGCCCCGACACAGGCGGGCGUGCUAGCGACGAGUAGCCCAAAGGAACAAAAGACACUGGGGAGGAACGUCACUGGAUUCACGGACGAGAGUUGGGACCAAAUUAAGAGUACUGUCGCCGAGACAGGUAAUAAAGCAAAAUUUGGACAUAACACACGCCUGGGCAGAAAGCUGUUAUCCGCGGGCGAUCGUUUGCUAUGCGAGGCUGCCUCAAAGGAUCGCGUUUCGGGGAUUGGAUAUAUCGCUUAG
This is a messenger RNA of Colletotrichum godetiae, 417 nucleotides long. RefSeq lists its product as uncharacterized. Lineage: Eukaryota; Fungi; Ascomycota; Sordariomycetes; Glomerellales; Glomerellaceae. The transcript has a single exon. The record is from RefSeq and is a predicted model, not a curated record. The coding region runs from base 1 to 417 and encodes 138 amino acids.